UGGCUCAUCCAUCAGCGCUAGUAGAGAGUAGCCAUUUUGGUCCAACCUAAAACACCAGCUUCACUUGGGCCGGAGAUGGAGGAAACCGAACCGACAGCAGGCCGUUCGCGAAUAGAAACAUCUUGAAAUUCAACGAUUUGUCAAGCGGUGAAUGUCUUUAAUCGCUAUAGCAUUUCACUUAGCGACAGGAGAAAGAGGGGCCAUUUACAGGAGCAAUGACAGCUGCCUUCCGCCGUUGCUGAUUGAAGUCGGUCAGUCUCUGAUUAGUUCAAUUGAACACAGGCCAUGUAUGAUAUGUUAUUUUGCAAUUAAAUACGGUACACAUGACCUUCCAACAAUUUACGUAAAGAACUAUCGCUCGGAUUAUCCGGUGCUGAGGUAGUCCAGGGCAAAUUUAUGUAAUUUCAGUAUUGUGAACAUUUCUCGUUUGAUGGAUCAACGUUGAGAUCUUUGCUCGAGCCCAUGGUUUGGGACCAACACUUAAAUUCCCUGUUUUGCCAAACGUGGUGGAGUAUCGGAAAAUAAAUUAACGACAACGAGGAAAAGAAAAUGUCAGCAAAAACGCCAUUACCUACUGUAAACGAGAAGGAGACGGAAAGCUUUGGACUUGCGUAGAACCCACCUCCUCCUGUUCAAUGACACUGCUCUGACACAGUCCAUUCUCGUUGAGAGCAUCGGGGUGAGAGGAUCCAUGAGCUAUCCCCACAAAAACGAGAGAGUUAUCUGGUUAAAUGCCAUUCAAAUUGCCAAAAAGAAAAUGACAGGAACUCAGUCAACAAAGAGGAAUCGUACCAGCAUUCACACGUCUCAGAGCAGCGGCCGUCAGGAGGUCACAGCGCGCCCUGCCCGCUCUGGUGUCCGCGCCCGCAACUCUGGUGCGGACGAGCAGCCGCAUGUGGGGAACUACCGUCUCCUGAAGACCAUCGGGAAGGGCAACUUUGCCAAGGUCAAGCUGGCCCGACAUAUCCUCACAGGGAGAGAGGUAGCAAUAAAGAUCAUCGAUAAGACACAACUGAAUCCCAACAGCCUUCAAAAGCUGUUCAGAGAAGUAAGAAUCAUGAAGAUCUUGAAUCACCCAAAUAUAGUUAAGCUUUUUGAGGUGAUUGAGACGGAGAGGACACUGUACCUGGUGAUGGAGUACGCAAGUGGAGGAGAGGUGUUUGACUACCUCGUAGCACACGGAAGAAUGAAGGAAAAAGAGGCCAGGGCUAAAUUUAGACAGAUCGUAUCCGCUGUGCAGUACUGCCACCAGAAGCACAUUGUUCACAGAGACCUUAAGGCUGAGAACUUGCUCCUGGACGCCGACAUGAACAUCAAGAUCGCCGACUUCGGCUUCAGCAACGAGUUCACGAUGGGCAGCAAGCUGGACACGUUCUGCGGCUCCCCCCCCUACGCCGCCCCGGAGCUCUUCCAGGGGAAGAAGUACGACGGGCCCGAGGUGGACGUGUGGAGCCUGGGGGUCAUCCUCUACACGCUGGUCAGCGGCUCCCUGCCCUUCGACGGGCAGAACCUCAAGGAGCUGAGAGAGAGGGUUCUGAGGGGGAAGUACCGCAUCCCCUUCUACAUGUCCACCGACUGUGAGAACCUCCUGAAGCGCUUCCUGGUCCUCAACCCAGCCAAGAGGGGGACUCUGGAGGUGAGGGAGGACGCCGAAAACCAAAUCAUGAAGGAUCGUUGGAUCAACGCCGGCUCAGAGGAGGACGAACUGAAGCCUUUCAUCGAACCAGUACUGGACAUCACUGACCAGAAGAGAAUAGACGUGAUGGUGGGGAUGGGCUAUACCCUGGAGGAGAUCCAAGACUCUCUGGCCAAGAUGAAGUAUGAUGAGAUCACCGCCACCUACCUUCUGCUGGGCAGGAAGUCGCCCGAGAUGGAGGUCUCUGACUCCACCUCCAACAGUAACCUGUCCCUGGCCAAGCCCCGGCCCACGAGUGAGCUCAACGGCCAAUCGCCAUCGCACCUGAAGGUCCAGAGGAGCUCUUCCUCAUCCAAUCAGAAGCAGAGGCGCUACAGCGAGCAGGUUGGUCAGAACGCGGGGGCGGCUCACCCCAAGAGGAGCCAGACGGCCAUUGCGGAGAGCAGCAUCAAAGAGGAGGGAGGCGUGUCGCUCCGCAAGCCCAGCACCCCGGGGGGGCGUGGGGGACCCCCCUCCAGCCCCCUGCUGGGCAACGCCAACAACCCCAACAAAGCGGACAUCCCAGACCGCAAGAAGGGGGCCACCACGGGCCCCAACAACACUACUGCCUCGGCCGGCAUGAGCAGGAGGAACACGUACGUGUGCAGUGACAGGAACAACACGGACCGUCUGUCAGUCAUUCCCAACGGGAAGGAGAACAGUGUGGCUGUGCCCACUGCCCAGCCUAACCCGGUGGCCUCCACCCACAGCAUCACCAGCUCCACCACGCCCGACAGACUACGUUUCCCACGAGGCACGGCGAGUCGCAACACCUUCCACGGGGGCCAGCUGAGGGACCGUCGCACGGCCACCUACAACGGGCCCCCGGCAUCGCCCACGCUGUCCCACGACGCCGCGCCGCUGUCUCAGACGCGCAGCCGCGGCACCAGCAACCUGUUCUCCAAACUCACCUCCAAACUGACCCGCAGAGUCUCAACCGACUUUGAGAGAACCGGGAGAUUUGAGGGCUCAAGUCGCCAUGUACCUGGGGAUCAGAAAGGGGAAACUAAAGACGAUAAACCCCGCUCCCUCAGAUUCACUUGGAGUAUGAGGACCACCAGCUCCAUGGAGGCCUGCGACAUCAUGCGGGAGAUUCGCAAGGUGCUCGACGCAAACAACUGCGACUACGAACAGCAGGACAACUUCCUGCUGCUGUGCGUCCAUGGCGAUGGCCACGCGGAGAACCUUGUCCAGUGGGAGAUGGAGGUGUGCAAGCUUCCACGUCUGUCUCUCAACGGAGUGAGAUUCAAGAGGAUAUCAGGAUCAUCCAUCGCGUUUAAAAACAUUGCUUCCAAAGUUUCCAACGAGUUAAAGCUAUAAAGAAAGGGGCAGAAAUAUCGAAGUAUUUAAAGCUGUACAAUCAAGUAGCAGUUUCCAAAUGUCUUUUUUUUUUUUUUUACAAAAUACAGACUGUAUUAUGUAUAGAGUAAUGCUUUGGCAAUAAUCACUGAUCUACUUACUAAUAUCUGCAGUAUAUUCUGGUCACGUGGCCAUCAUAACGAGUUGAAUAUGAUUUGUCAUGCUGUGAAUGUGGACAAGAGCAUUUCCUGUGUCUAUUUAUUUCAUUUUAUCUUAAACGUUUUACAAGUAGCGUAUUGUUUUCAGUGUAAAUAAUGUACCUUACUUUCAAGACAGCUACACAAUUUACUUCAUUUAUUUUAUAUUGUUUAAAAAUAUAGAUGGAAACCAUGUAAAUGCUCAAGGUAAAUCACGUGUCAAUUAAAAUGUCUAAAACCUGAA
Osmerus eperlanus (European smelt) is the source of this 3415-nucleotide messenger RNA. It is a transcript of the gene mark3a, whose product is annotated as MAP/microtubule affinity-regulating kinase 3a. The record is from RefSeq and is a predicted model, not a curated record. The transcript is spliced from 18 exons. Gene Ontology annotation, cellular component: plasma membrane; cytoplasm. NCBI's taxonomy places the organism in Eukaryota, Metazoa, Chordata, Actinopteri, Osmeriformes, Osmeridae. Gene Ontology annotation, molecular function: protein serine/threonine kinase activity; tau-protein kinase activity; ATP binding. The coding region runs from base 692 to 2995 and encodes 767 amino acids. Gene Ontology annotation, biological process: microtubule cytoskeleton organization; protein phosphorylation; intracellular signal transduction.